Messenger RNA from Phyllostomus hastatus (greater spear-nosed bat), 3220 nucleotides. Its product is annotated as contactin-6-like. Gene Ontology annotation, biological process: cell-cell adhesion. Lineage: Eukaryota; Metazoa; Chordata; Mammalia; Chiroptera; Phyllostomidae. Gene Ontology annotation, molecular function: protein binding. The record is from RefSeq and is a predicted model, not a curated record.
CUUCUGCAGGGCGACCGGCGGCCUCCGGAGACGCUGCCCCCGCAGAUCGGCUCUCGAGAGGCCCGCGGGACGGCAGACUUUCUUCCUGCCUGCUUUAUGGGAGGAACUGUGACUGCCGCGAGUGAAAAUGAGGUUGCUAUGGAAACUGGCAAUUCUGCUGCCACUCAUCAAGGCUGGUGCAGGUGGCGGCCCUUCCAGCAGCCCCUCCUUCACCCAGGAGCCUCAGGACAUCACCUUCCCUCUGCAUCGGCCACAGUCUGAAGUCACCCUGAGCUGUGCCGCCAGUGGCGACCCCCCUCCGCAUUACAGGUGGAGGCACAAUGGCAGAGACCUCGGCUUUUCCGGGAGCUCUCACUACAGGUUGGACGGAGGCAGCCUGGUGAUCGGCAGCCCGCGCCCGGACCGAGACGGCGGCGCCUACCAGUGCCUGGCCGCCAACCCGCUGGGCACGGCGCUGAGUCAGAAGGCGGAGCUCCAGUUUGCAUAUAUCGAAGACUUCGAAACCAGAGCGCGAAGCGCGGUGUCCGUCCGGGAAGGCCAGGGCGUGGUGCUGCUCUGCGGCCCGCCGCCCCACUCCGGAGCCCUGUCCUAUGCCUGGGCCAUCAACGACAGCCCUCUGCACGUGCAGGAGGACGGCCGGCGGUUUGUCUCCCAGGAGACGGGCAACCUGUACAUCGCCAAGGUGGAGCCGUCCGACGUGGGCAACUACACCUGCGCCGUGACGAACGCGCAGGCGCAGAGGAGUGUGCGGGGCCCGCCCACGCCGCUGGUGCAGCGCCCGGACGGUGCGAUGGGGGAGUACGAGCCCAAGAUCGAAGUGCGCUUCCCCGACACGGUGCUCGCCGCCAAGGACUCGACUGUGAAACUGGAAUGCUUCGCCCUUGGAAACCCAGUCCCCGACAUUAGUUGGAGGAGGUUGGACGGAAGCCCGUUGCCAGGGAAAGUCAAGUACAGCAAAUCCCAGGCUACCCUUGAAAUCCCGAACUUUCAACAGGAAGAUGAAGGCGUCUACGAGUGCACCGCGGGCAACCUGCGUGGAAGGAACCGGGCGAAGGGCCGGCUGGUGUUCUAUGCCCCUCCGGAGUGGGAGCGCAAGAUCCAGAACGCUCGCGUGUCUGUCUACGACAGCCUGCGCUGGGAGUGCAGAGCCCGCGGGAGGCCGCGGCCCUGGUACAGGUGGUGGAAGAACGGGGAACCCCUGCGCCCACAGGAAAGAAUUCAAAUAGAAAACGGGACACUCACCAUCACGACGCUGAAUGUGUCAGAUUCCGGCAUCUACCAGUGUGCGGCCGAAAACAAAUACCGGAUAAUUUAUGCAAACGCAGAAUUGAGAGUAUUAGCUUCAGCUCCCGAUUUCUCCAAAAACCCCGUCAAGAGGAGUUCGGUCGUGCACGUCGGUGGAGACGUGGCCAUCGAGUGCCGGCCCCAGGCGUUCCCCAGGGCCACCGUCUCCUGGAGGAGGGGGGCGCAGAGCCUGCGGCAGAGCGGAAGGGUGUCUCUCUCGGAGGACGGCAGCCUGGAGAUACGCAACGUGACCAGGUCCGACGCGGGACCCUACACCUGCGUCGCGACCAACCAGUUCGGCUCGGCCAAGAACAUGGGCAGCCUCGUCGUGAAAGAGCGCACCGCCAUCACCGUGCCGCCGCCCCCGACGGACGUCACCGUGGGCGAGAGCAUCGUGCUGCCGUGCCAGGUGUCUCGCGACCCCUCGGUGGAGGUGGGCUUUGUCUGGUCCUUCAACGGGCACGCCAUCGACCUCGGGGAGGGAGAGCCGCACUUCGAGCGGAUCGGCGGGGACUCUGUCGGGGAUUUGAUGAUCAGGAACAUUCAGCUAAGUCACUCGGGGAGGUACCUGUGCACGGUGAGAACAGCUCUGGAAACCUUGUCUGCCGCCGCCGAAGUCAUUGUCAGAGGCCCCCCCGGCCCCCCCCGGGACGUCAGAGUGGACCAGGUCUCCAGCACCACGUCCCGGCUCAGCUGGGGGCCGGGCGCGGACAACAACAGCCCCGUGCAGGUCUUCGCGGUGCAGGCUCGGACCCCCUUUUCCGUGGGGUGGCAGGCGGUUUCCACGGUUCCAGAAGUUCUCAGCGGCCAGACAUUCAACGCGACCGUGGUCGGCCUGAGCCCGUGGGUGGAGUACGAGUUCCGGGUCGUUGCCGGGAACGGCAUUGGGAUCGGGGAGCCCAGCCGCCCGUCGGAGCUGCUAAGGACCAAAGCAUCGGUGCCGGCCGUGGCCCCUGCCAACAUCCACGGAGGCGGAGGAAGCCGGUCUGACCUCGUCGUGAUGUGGGAGCCCGUGCCGGAGGAGCUCCAGAGCGGAGGGGGGUUCGGCUACGUCGUCAUGCUGCGGCCCGUGGGCGCGGCCGCCUGGACCACGCGCAGGGUGCCGGCAGCGGAGCCGUGCUCGUUCGUGUACAGAAACGAGAGCGUCAGCCCCCUCUCCCCCUUCGAGGUCAAGGUGGGCGUGUACAACAGCGAAGGGGACGGGGCGCUGAGCCCCUCGGCCGUCAUCUACUCCGGGGAGGACGAACCCCAGCUGGCCCCGGGGGGCACGUCGGCCCAGAGCUCCUCUGCUUCGGAAAUGGAGGUGUCGUGGACGGCCAUCGCCUGGAACAGGCACACCGGGCGGGUGCUGGGCUAUGAGGUGUCCUACUGGACAGACGACCCCCGGGAGCCCUCGGCCGGCCGGGUGCGCGUUGGUGGGAACGCCACGGCCAAGACCGUCACCGGGCUGCGGGCGAACACCGUCUACUUCGCCUCCGUCAGAGCCUACAACACGGGCGGCGUGGGGCCCUCCAGCCCCCCGGUCAACGCCACCACCAAAAAGUCCCCGCCCAGCCAGCCGCCCGCCAACAUCGCCUGGAGGCUGCGGGACUCCAAGCUCUGCCUGAACUGGGAGCACGUGAGGACCACGGAGAACGAGUCCGAGGUGCUGGGCUACAAGAUCCUGUACCGGCACAACCGGCAGAGCGAGACCCACGUGCUGGAGACCAACGACACGUCCGCCGAGCUGCGGGCGCCGCUGGAGGAGGACUACCUGGUGGAGAUCCGGGCGGUCAGCGACGGCGGGGACGGCAGCAGCAGCCGGGAGAUCAGGAUCCCCAGGGUGUCCAGUCUGAGUUCCGGAGGAGUUCCCGUGUCAGAACCGGGCGACCGUUUCCUGCCAGUGGCCGUCGUGAUUCUCACUGUUUUGCCCUUUGCCCACUCGUACGACGAAUAA